This is a messenger RNA of Aureobasidium pullulans EXF-150, 1011 nucleotides long. RefSeq names its product ras-related GTP-binding protein-like protein C. Gene Ontology annotation, biological process: cellular response to amino acid stimulus; cellular response to starvation; positive regulation of TOR signaling. Gene Ontology annotation, molecular function: GTPase activity; GTP binding. Bases 1 to 1011 code for a protein of 336 amino acids. Gene Ontology annotation, cellular component: nucleus; fungal-type vacuole membrane; Gtr1-Gtr2 GTPase complex. NCBI's taxonomy places the organism in Eukaryota, Fungi, Ascomycota, Dothideomycetes, Dothideales, Saccotheciaceae. The transcript is spliced from 4 exons. The record is from RefSeq and is a predicted model, not a curated record.
AUGUCCGCCGAAGUCUCCAAUUCGCAGUUUCAUACUGGCAGACUACCCAAUGGCGCCAAGAAUCGCAAUAGACCGAAGCUGAUGCUCAUGGGUCAGAGAAGGAGCGGCAAGUCAUCAAUAUCAGGUGUGGUCUUCCAGAAGAUGCCACCCUCGGAGACACUGUACUUGGAGACAACAACGAGACCUGAAGAAUCAUCCGCACACUCCUUCAUGGACUUUCAAAUAGCGGAACUCCCUGGCCAUGUCAACUACUUCACACCAGACUUCAACCAGGCUAACAUCUUCGCCGAAAUUGGUGCCGUCAUCUGGGUCAUCGACGCACAAGAUCAAUACCUCGACGCCCUCAAUCAACUCAUCGACACAAUCACUUACCUAGCGCAAACAUGGCCUGCCAUCAACGUCGAGGUCUUCGUGCACAAAGUCGAUGGCUUAUCCGAGGAGUACAAGAACGACACGUUCCGCGACAUUCGGCAACGAAUCUUGGACGAACUGUCCGACCUUGGCUAUGACAACGCACCAGUCAGCUUCUACCAGACUAGCAUCUACGACCAUUCCGUGUUCGAGUCCAUCAGUAAAGUCAUCCAGAAGCUUCUGCCGCAGCUGCCGACGCUGGAGAGUCUGCUCAACAGCCUGUGCAGCACGUGUCGUAUCCAAAAGGCAUAUUUGUUUGACAUCAUCACAAAGAUCUACAUUGCGUCUGACACGAGCCCGCAAGACACCAACAGCUACGAGAUCUGCUCCGACUUCAUUGAUGUGGUGGUAGAUAUCGGCGAGUUGUACGGCUGGUCAAGACCCCAGCAAGGCGAGAAGACCGAGUUCAACAACCAUGCCUGUGAGAGUAUGGUUACUAUGGAGAAGAAGGGACAGAACUACCUAUAUCUGAGGGAGAUGAACAGAUAUUUGGCACUGGUAUGCAUCAUGGGCGACGACAACCCAAUGGAGAAGAAGGUACUCAUAGAUUACAACGUUGGAGUAUUCCAAGAAGCUCUUGCAAAAGUCUUCGGCUGGUGA